Cyclopterus lumpus (lumpfish) is the source of this 3849-nucleotide messenger RNA. RefSeq names its product poly (ADP-ribose) glycohydrolase, like (gene pargl). The record is from RefSeq and is a predicted model, not a curated record. Gene Ontology annotation, biological process: nucleotide-sugar metabolic process; carbohydrate metabolic process; ATP generation from poly-ADP-D-ribose. Gene Ontology annotation, cellular component: nucleus; cytoplasm. Bases 156 to 2054 code for a protein of 632 amino acids. Lineage: Eukaryota; Metazoa; Chordata; Actinopteri; Perciformes; Cyclopteridae. Gene Ontology annotation, molecular function: poly(ADP-ribose) glycohydrolase activity. The transcript has 18 exons.
ACACAACGCAGUUACUUUCGAUUUCGCCCCAAAGUGAAAGUGACUCUCGCUUCGAGCGCUCGAGACGUCGUCGCUGCGUGUUCGUGGACGAGCCGUUAAAGUGAAGAUAAUCACGUGACACCUGACCGCAUUAGUGGAAGUGUUCGGGUAAAGAGAUGGCCGAAGGCAACGACAGCUCCCAAGAGAAAGAUCUGAUUCAGUUUGACGAGAGCUCAGGUUCUGUGUCUGAACCUCCAGAGAUGGCCAGACGCAACGACAGCUCCCAAAUGAGAGAUCUGAUUCAGGCUGACAAGAGCUCAGGUUCUGUGUCUGAACCUCCAGAGAUGGCCAGACGCAACGACAGCUCCCAAGAGAAAGAUCUGAUUCAGUUUGACAAGAGCUCAGGUCAGGCCCGCUCCUCCUCCCCCACCUCCUCCUCCUCCUCCUCCUCCUCCUCCUCCUCCUCCACCACCCAGCCGUCCUGUUCAGCAGAUGUAAGCAGUAGACGGGUGAAGGCGGCGAGGAUGCGGACGAAAGACGGCUCUUCCUCAAGCUGUCCGCUGAAAAAGCUGAAGUAUCUUCGACAGUGUGACCUCAAGCUGGGACGUCUGACCUUCAGCAGGACGCACAGUGUCCUCGUAGAUGUGGAUGAAUUCAACUGUGGAAAAGGAGCCGUGCCUCAGGGAGGGAAGGACAUGUGGCACGGUAACUUUGUGAAAAUGCCAUGUUCACCAUCGAGCAUGAUGGUCGUCAAGUUCGGCCACAAACAGCAAACGAGCCGGUGGAGGUGGGAAGUGAUCUUCAAGAAGCUGAGCGCUCUGGCCGAGAAGACGACAGCGAGCGCCGAGGAUGUGGAGAAAGCCAUCAUGAAAUACAACCCCAAGUAUAAAGGCCAGUGGUCCUUUGAUGCCCUCUACAGCUUCGUAAAGGUUAUCCCGAAGACAGAAAACGACUUCACCAAACUGUUCCCGAAGAUCGCGGCGUUGGCUCUGAAGCUGCCCGAAUAUGUGAAGAAGGGCCUCCCGCUGCUGAAGAAGGGAAACACUGCCGCCGUCACUCUGUCGCAGGUUCAGAUCUCCUGUCUGCUCGCCAACGCCUUCUUCUGCACCUUCCCAUACCGCAACGCCACCGGAGCCACCGGCGAGUACGGCAGCUACCCCUCCAUCAACUUCACCAGGCUGUUUGGUCAGUGGUCGUCACGGAAGAAAGAGAAGCUGAGAGCCAUCCUCCAUUACUUCCAUGUGAUGACGGACAAGCUAACGAGACCGAACGGUCUGGUGACGUUUGAGAGGCGCUGCUACAAAGCCACGGAUAUGCCCAACUGGAGAUGCUGUGAAGAGAAGAUGAAUGAGCUUCACGUGGCGUCAGGCGGCACCAUCGAGACCGAGGGGGCCGGUCUGCUCCAGGUGGACUUUGCCGCCAGCUUUAUCGGUGGAGGGGUUCUGGGUUCUGGUCUGGUGCAGGAGGAGAUCCUGUUCCUCCUGAAUCCAGAGCUCAUCGUGUCGCGCCUCUUCACGGAGAAACUCGGGGACACCGAGUGUCUGAUCGUCACAGGCUCGCAGCAGUUCAGCCGUUACUCGGGCUUCGGGGACAGCUUCGAGUGGGCCGGCCCUCACCGAGACCACCUGGGCAGAGACGACUGGGAUCGGCAACAGAGGCGGAUCCUGGCCAUCGACGCCACCAACUUCAAACACCAGAGGGAUCAAUACAACAUGACCAACGUGACACGGGAACUUAACAAGGCGUACUGCGGAUUCAAGCGUCGCGAAUCCGACGAGCCCGACAUCGCCACGGGGAAGUGGGGCUGCGGAGUGUUCAACGGAGACCCUCAACUCAAAGCCGUGAUCCAGCUGAUGGCGGCGGCGAGGGCGAAGAGAGGGUUGGCCUUCUUCACCUUCCAGGACAAGGAGCUGAAGAAGGGCCUCCAGCGGACGCACCACACGCUGGUCACCGACGGAGCGACAGUCGGACAACUGUACAGCCUCCUGGAAAACUACUGUGCCGUGCGGAAGGCGUCCGAAGCACAUGUGAAUCUGUUCCAGUUCCUCUCGAACACCUCCAGGAGUCGCCUGUGAGGACCUGAGGAGUCAAGUCCACGUCCGCCUCUUAAUUUGCACUGAAAAAAACUAAUUGUUUGAAUGCAUAAAAUUAAGAAAUGUUCUUGAUUGCGAAGAUAAGUACCUUUCCAUGAUAGCGAGUUAAAGGUUAUUAUUUCUAAACACAAAAUUUAAAGUUGGCCCGACCUCUAACUCCUAAGUCUAUGAGAUGUGUUGAAGCUGCAUUCUCUCUCCUGACCACCAGGGGGGCGACUCCUCUGGUUGUAUAGAAGUCUAUGCUUCAUGUGUUGAAGCUGCAUUCUCUCUCCUGACCACCAGGGGGCGACUCCUCUGGUUGUAUAGAAGUCUAUAUAAAUGACUCUACUUCUCUUGAUUUAUUCCCUCAGUAAACAUUGUAAACAUUAGUUUUUGGUCUCAAUCUUUAGUUUCAAGUCUUCUUCAAUACAGAAUGAUUUUCAUUUAAUAAAUUAUGAUCCAUUUGGCCUACAAACGUCUGAUUACGUAGACGUUUUAGCUUAAAUUAGCUGCACCCUCCUAUGUAAUAAAAAGACUUCUUAUUUUCAGGUGAUCAUUAUUCACAGUAGUUAUUAAUAUUAUAUUCCAAUCUUGCCUCCCGGACUGAAAGUGGAAGCUGGUUCCAUAAAAGAGGAGCUUGAUAACUGAAGGCUCUGGCUCCCAUCCUAUGUUUUAGGAUAUAUAUGUAUACAUACACGUAAUAUAAUUAUUGAUGCAAUAAAAUGUUUAUCACUUACAGCUCAUUUUAAAUACCAGUUUGCAGCAGUAACAGUAACGUAGUAAACGUCUCCAACAUUAAAUCCAGUGGAGGAAGUACUAAUACCACAGUUUCUGAAUAACUGCGUUUCAAAAAAAUUGUAAUAAAGUAAACAACGCUCAGCAUCAGAAUAUAUUUUAAGUACUCUUUGUGCAGAAUAACAUAUGUUGUAUUAUAAUUAUUGAUGCAAUAAUAUGUUCAUCACUUUGAAGUUGCAGUAUUUUAAGUAUGUUAUGUACUGCCAGGUAGUAUAAUCUAUAAUAAGACAUCAUUUAAUAGUUGGCUAUAUUAUUUUAAUUAUAACAUUUAACCUGCAGAGGAAGUUAAGUUAUCAUAUAAAUGUAGAGUAAAAAGUACACUAUUUUAAAGUAGUAGCAAGUACUAGGGUAGUACCUCAAAACACACAACAAAAUAAACAGAACGCCAGGAACCACAAUCUUUAUUUAUCCAAAACAUGCGACACUUUAUGAAAAUAAAUACAUCCCGACAAACGUUCAGCUACUAAACCUUCGCCCCCCCCCCCCCCCACAUAUCGUUUAAAACAAUCCCCAGUAUUGCAUUCUGGGAGAGAAAAACAACACUUUCAAUGUUAAAUAUGCAGCUGGUUAGCGUAGCUUAGCAUCAAGCUAGCCUGGCUCACUCAAAGUAAUCGGACGGGUAAAUCCGUUAAAAGUCACUUUUACACUUUGGGUUUUUAUAAAACGAGUAAGUCAAGAGUUUUUUUUUAACAAUGCUACAUUUAUGUUAAGCUAAGCUAACGGACCGAUAACAGAAUGCGCGUAUUUUUCAUCACGCUAUUUAAAAAAAUAAAAUAAUCGAUGACCACGUUUACGUGCGCACAUCGUUCUGAAAAAGACACAAUAUUCAAAACUUGUUCAAUGGAAAUUUAUAUUCCGCUAUUAUUCAUUCAAACUCCGGGUAACGUGACCUUUGGUGGACAUAUAUAUAUAUAUAUGUGUAUAGUGGAAUAUUAGUGGGCACGUAAACGUAGUAACUUCCUCUGAUUGUCCUUCAACUAAAAUAAACGUUCUAUAAAAUCAA